Molecule: messenger RNA, 2863 nt
Organism: Zalophus californianus (California sea lion)
Lineage: Eukaryota; Metazoa; Chordata; Mammalia; Carnivora; Otariidae
Product: anthrax toxin receptor 2-like
Exons: 6
Coding region: 384-878 (164 amino acids)
Source: RefSeq, a predicted model, not a curated record
GGUGAGCUGGGUGCAAGCCCGGCGCGCUCGGCUCGGCAAACCCCGGCCCGCCGCCAGGUGAUUCGGCCUCUGCUCCGCGCCUCGCAGCAGCUGGGCUGAGGGGGAGCGUCCCGGCGCUGGCCGCCCCAGCGGGCGAAAAUCUCCCGUGCCUUGGGAGGUGGCGCCUGGGCCACAGCGGAGGCGCCCCUGCCGCUGCUCACCCGCCCUAGACGCCGAGACUUCUCCCCGAGGCCCGGGUGUUAGUGCGGGAUCCCCGCGGCGUCCGGGCAGUUCUUAUCCCUGCUCGCUGAGCCGCCGCGCAAACUGCAUCUUUGCGGCGCCGCGACAAUCUCCCAAACUUCCGUGGAACUGUCCCUCUGCCUCGCUGGCUCCUCAGCCGGGAGAUGGCAGCACUGCGCCAGACCAUGCUGAAUGACAUCGUAGAAAGAAAGGAUCAAAUGUAUGGUAUAGACAAUGGAUUCAAGUCCCUGGAAGACAUUGUUAACUUGCUGGUGGUAAAUUCCUGUCAUGAAGUCAUGGCUGGGGAGAGUUAUUUUGUCUGUGUAAGAGAUAGAAAAGCGCUUGAAGUAACGGGAAGAAAUAUAAUGUGCCCUGGACAUAUAAUUGAGACAGACGAACAGGGAGGUAACAUCAGCUUCACCCCAGCGAAGCCGCUCUGCAAGCAGUUGCCCUGCAGCUCAAAGAUCAACCUUCCACCCAACAAGGAGUGCUUUCCCCUCAACAGCUGCUGCUCAUGGAGUGGACAGGAAGAUGAGCUAAGAGACAUCAAGAUGUAUCUGGUGAGGUCAGGGCAGUCAGAAUGGAGACGAUGUGUGAGCCUUUCCACUUUGGACACAAGGGCAUGGGGAUGGAACACCCCAGAUCCACCACUCACAUGACCACCCAGACACCAUUGGGAAAGGCCAUGGCAUCUACUACCUUCUUCAGAAAUGUUAGUUCCCUUUCCAUACCCUUAGUAUUUCUCAUGAUACAAAGGAAAACUAUGGUACCCACUUUCCUGAGCUUUAAAAUCUGCUUCCCUCUUGACAGAGGCAGACCUCCCAAUUGUUCAAAUCGUUCCUCAGUAAGACUUUGUUGACCUCAUCAACAUUUUUCUUCCACACUAACAUGUUUGAAGACUAUCCAUAGACAAGACUCCAUUUGGAAAAUCCCAGAACAUGGGAGUGAGGUUAAAGCAUCUCCCUGGACCACAGUGUCUGAGAAGGGUAGGAGAAAUGACUACACUCUGACCUCACCGCGCCCAUCCCAGGAUGUCACUGCACUGCAAUGAGAGGGCUAAGUUGUCCUAAAGUGGACAUCUAGCCUUUUCCAGCUUUAGGGGACAUUCCCAGGAGGCCCACUCUGGUCUCUCCUUACCAGAAUCAAAGGUGAAAGCUGCAGGGAUUGAGUGUGGAAUUGGAUUGAGAUGGAAAAGACAGGCAGGUCUUACAGCAACCAGUGUUCAGGUAUUGGCAGACUGUUCCUCUUCUUGGUGGUCCCUGAAUAGAGACCUCAGCCAGUGGUUCUGCCCACCACAGAGCCAAGCCAAUGGUCCCAUCUAGCCAAGGAACUUUUGGGCAGUUCCUCCUAAUUCAGGUCUCCAGCCAACAAGUCAUGCAGCCCGUGGAGUCUGUUGUAGCCCUUUACCCAGUCAGGGAAGCAAAUUUCUAUCCCCAUCUACUGACGAAUAUAGCCCCCAAUUCUUGAUCAGAAAGCCUAACUAGAAUACCUGAAAGGCACAUAGCCCAACCUAUUGCACGGCUUACAGUGGCAUCCAAGCAAAGAACACAACCAGCAGCUCUUCCCAACUGCAGAACCAAGGUGAUGGCUCUAUCUGGCCAGAGAACUUGGUGGGCAGUUCUGCCUGAUUUUUGCCCCUAACCAAUGAACCAUGCUGGCCUUGGAAUCUGUUCUGCUGUCCUGCGUAGGUAAGGAAAUGGGUUUAUGGCUCCACAUACUAUUGAGUAGAGCAUGAGGAAGCCUGACCAGAGAACUGGGGCAACUAUAGAGCCCAUUCUACAAGCAUGCUCAGGCAUGGAAUCAAGAAAGCAGUGCCAUCCAGCUGUUCCCAGCCAGUGUCACCCCACUGACAUCUUAGCUUGGAUAGUGGUCUCACCCAAAUAGAAAGCUCAAUAGCAAGCCCCACUUAUUCAAUACACUGUCAAAUGACCCUUGCAGAACCCCAAGCUGAGUUGACUAGUGAAGAACUAUCUCUGCCAGAGCAAACUUGUAAAGUCAGGACAAGGAGAUUGCUGAGUCAAAUGUGCACAUACCAACACAACACAUCAAGAAUCACAAUCAGAUACAUAUGACACAAUGAAAAGAAACUAAUAAAGUUCCAAUAACUGAACCUAAAGAAAUGGAGAUUGAACUUUCUGACAGUUCAGAAUGAUCCUCUUAAAGAAUUUUAGUGAACUACAUGAACACACAGACACAAAACUAAACAAAAUUAGUGAAACAAUGCAUGAACCAAAUGAGGUCAACAAAGAAGUAGAAACAGAGGCCUCACUGAGGUGGUCAGGAGGCCAGCAGGGGAAGUUCUCAGGCCCUACCUCUCACCAUCAGUUGCAGACUCCACAGGAAGAGACCUACCUUGCAAGACCACAAUACUUUAGCUAGUACACGACAGGAGGACAAAACGUUUCCUCCUGCUCCAGCAACAGCCCUGCCAAUGAGAGAGUGUCUCAACUCAGCCAAGGAAAACUCACUAUACUUCAGACUCUCAGUUUUUUCCAGUGAUUUUUUGUUCAUAAUAGCCCUCCCAACUUCCAUCUUCCUCUGUAAAAGAACAUUCCUCUCCUUUGUUCUUGGGACUUGCGUAUGGUUUUGCAAUAGCUUGCCUGUUCCAAAUUGCAAUUCUCUGCUAUUCCUGAAUAAACCUAUU